UGUGUGAGUCAAACGAUGAGUGUGCCUGCCGAGAAGGGGAAGGCAGGGGCCCACAGAAAGGGUGGUCCCGUGUUAAUGCGGGCUAAGAGUCAGAAACGGUGUGUGUCGGGACAAGAGAGAGCUGUCUGUUUUUUAAGGCGCUCCAUAAGGAUACAGUGCAGCCAGUGUGUAGCAGGGCUCGAUGGAUCCCUCCCUAAAGAGCCAAAAGGAGAUGUAUCGAGCCAGAUAGCAGGUUUUAGGAGAAAUGAGGAGAUGAGAGCGAUGGAGGUGCUUCCCAUCCUCAAAGAGAAGGUUGCCUUUCUGUCAGGUGGCAGAGACAGACGUGGUGGUCCUGUGUUAACGUUCCCAUCACGCAGCAACCACGACAGAAUACGAACAGACGACCUGAGGAGACUGAUCGCUUACCUCGCCGGCAUCCCCAGCGAGGAGGUGUGUAAACAUGGCUUCACGGUCAUUGUUGACAUGCGUGGCUCCAAGUGGGACAGCAUCAAGCCUCUGCUGAAGAUCCUGCAGGAGUCGUUCCCGUCCUGCAUCCACAUCGCGCUCAUCAUCAAACCGGACAAUUUCUGGCAGAAGCAGAGGACCAACUUCGGCAGCUCCAAGUUUGAAUUCGAGACCACCAUGGUGUCACUCGAAGGCUUGACGAAAGUGGUGGACCCCUCUCAGCUGACGGCAGACUUUGACGGCAGCCUGGACUACAACCACGAAGAGUGGAUAGAGGUGCGUGUGGCAUUUGAGGAUUUCUCUGGCCAUGCCACCCAGAUGCUGGCUCGACUAGAAGAGAUGCAGGAAACCGUGUCAAGGAAAGACUUUCCCCAAGACCUGGAAGGAGCCAGACGGAUGAUAGAAGAGCACGCCACACUGAAGAAGAAAGUCAUUAAAGCUCCAAUAGAGGAGCUGGACACUGAAGGGCAAAGAUUGCUCCAGCGCAUUCAGAGCAGUGAGUCUUUCUCCAACCGCAAUGGCAGCAGCGGCGGAAGCAGCAGUAGCGGCAGUGGAGUGUGCAACGCGGACACCCAAGGCCUGGUGCCGCGCAUCACCCAGCUGCUGGACAAGCUGCACUCCACCCGGCAGCACCUCCACCAGGCGUGGCACGUCCGCAAGCUCCAGCUGGAUCAGUGUUUCCAGCUGCGCCUGUUCGAGCAGGAUGCAGAGAAGAUGUUCGACUGGAUCAUGCACAACAAGGGUUUGUUCCUGGCAGGCUACACAGAGAUCGGCAACAACCACCCCCAUGCUGUGGAGCUGCAAACCCAGCACAGCCACUUCGCCAUGAACUGCAUGAAUGUGUACGUCAACAUCAACCGGAUCAUGUCCGUGGGGAACCGGCUACUGGAGUCGGGUCACUACGCUUCCCAGCAGAUCAAGCAGAUCUCAAGUCAGUUGGAGCAGGAGUGGAAGGCAUUCGCCGCCGCAUUGGAUGAACGUAGCACGCUGUUAGAGAUGUCGGCUGGUUUCCAUCAGAAAUGUGACCAGUACAUGAGUAAUGUGGACUCCUGGUGUAAGGCAUGUGGCGAGGUGGACUUGCCUUCUGAGCUACAAGACCUCGAAGAUGCCAUCCACCAUCACCAAGGCCUGUACGAGCACAUCACAGCUGCUUACUCGGAGGUGAGUCAAGAUGGCAAAGCUCUGCUGGACAAGCUGCAGCGACCUUUGACCCCAGGCAGUGCCGAUUCACUGACGGCAACGGCAAACUACUCUAAGGCGGUUCACCACGUCCUGGACAUCAUCCAUGAGGUGCUGCAUCACCAGAGACAGCUGGAAAACAUCUGGCAGCACCGUAAAGUGCGUCUGCACCAGCGCCUGCAGCUCUGCGUGUUUCAGCAGGACGUCCAGCAGGUUUUGGACUGGAUAGAAAACCAUGGCGAGGCCUUCCUCAGCAAACACACAGGGGUGGGAAAGUCUCUCCACCGAGCCAGAGCUCUCCAGAAACGCCAUGAAGACUUUGAGGAAGUGGCACAGAAUACGUACACCAAUGCAGACAAGCUGCUGGAGGCGGCCGAGCAGCUGGCCCAGACAGGAGAGUGCGACCCAGAGGAGAUCUACCAGGCCGCCCACCAGCUCGAAGACAGGAUCCAAGACUUUGUUCGCCGCGUGGAGCAGCGCAAAGUCCUGCUGGACAUGUCUGUCGCCUUCCACACGCACGUCAAAGAGUUGUGGACAUGGCUGGAGGAGCUCCAGAAGGAGCUGCUGGACGACGUUUAUGCCGAAUCUGUGGAGGCCGUCCAGGAUCUGAUCAAGCGCUUCGGCCAGCAGCAGCAGACCACGCUGCAGGUCACUGUCAACGUCAUCAAGGAGGGAGAGGACCUCAUCCAGCAGCUCAGGGACUCCGCCAUCUCCAGCAACAAGACGCCCCACAACAGCUCCAUCAACCACAUCGAGAGCGUCCUCCAGCAGCUGGAUGAAGCCCAGGCACAGAUGGAGGAGCUCUUCCAGGAGAGGAAGAUCAAACUGGAGCUCUUCCUGCAGCUCCGCAUCUUUGAGAGGGAUGCCAUUGAUAUCAUCUCUGACCUGGAGUCGUGGAACGAGGAGUUGACAGGUCAGAUGAAUGACUUUGACACGGAGGACCUGACGCUGGCCGAGCAGAGGCUCCAGCACCACGCUGACAAGGCCUUGACCAUGAACAACCUCACCUUCGAUGUGAUCCACCAGGGCCAGGAGCUGCUGCAGUAUGUCAACGAAGUCCAGGCCUCCGGUGUGGAGCUGCUGUGCGAUCGGGAUGUGGACAUGGCCACGCGGGUUCAGGACUUGCUGGAGUUCCUUCACGAAAAGCAGCAAGAGCUCGAUUUAGCAGCUGAGCAGCACCGCAGACACCUGGAGCAGUGUGUCCAGCUGAGACACCUGCAGGCAGAAGUCAAGCAGGUUCUGGGUUGGAUUCGUAAUGGCGAGUCGAUGCUGAAUGCUGGUCUGAUAACAGCCAGCUCCCUGCAGGAAGCUGAGCAACUGCAGAGGGAACACGAACAAUUUCAGCAUGCUAUUGAGAAAACACACCAGAGUGCCCUGCAGGUUCAGCAGAAGGCGGAGGCUCUGCUUCAGGCCAACCACUACGACAUGGACAUGAUCAGAGACUGUGCCGAGAGCGUGGCUUCACACUGGCAACAGCUCAUGCUGAAGAUGGAGGACCGACUCAAGCUUGUCAAUGCCUCCGUCGCCUUCUACAAGACCUCUGAACAGGUGUGCAGUGUGUUGGAGAGCUUGGAGCAAGAGUACAAGAGAGAGGAGGACUGGUGUGGAGGAGCUGACAAACUGGGACCCAACUGUGAAACAGACCACGUCACCCCCAUGAUCAGCAAGCACCUGGAGCAGAAGGAGGCCUUCCUAAAAGCGUGCACGCUGGCAAGAAGAAAUGCGGAUGUCUUCCUCAAGUACAUGCACAGGAACAGUGUUAACAUGCCUGGGAUGCUGAGCCACGUCAAAGCACCAGAACAGCAGGUCAAAAACAUCCUUAAUGAGCUACUGCAAAGAGAGAACCGCGUUCUCCACUUCUGGACGAUGAAGAAACGCAGGCUGGAUCAGUGCCAGCAGUACGUGGUGUUUGAACGUAGCGCCAAACAGGCUCUGGAGUGGAUUCACGACACCGGGGAGUUUUACCUGUCCACACACACAUCCACAGGCUCGAGUAUCCAUCACACGCAGGAGCUGCUGAAGGAACAUGAGGAAUUCCACAUCACAGCCAAGCAAACCAAGGAGCGUGUGAAGCUGCUGAUCCAGCUGGCCGAUGGUUUCUGCGAGAAAGGCCACAGUCAUGCAGGGGAGAUCAAAAAAUGGGUGACAGCUGUGGACAAGCGCUAUCGAGACUUUUCGCUGCGCAUGGACAAGUACCGCUGCAGUCUUGAGAAAGCUCUGGGCAUCUCCUCCGACUCCAACAAGGCGAGCAAGGAUCUGCAGUUGGACAUCAUCCCAGCCACGGCUCCAGGGUCAGAGGUCAAGCUGAGGGAUGCUGCCGCCCAUGAGCUGAAUGAGGAGAAACGUAAAUCUGCACGCAGAAAGGAGUUCAUCAUGGCAGAGCUGAUUCAGACAGAAAAAGCCUACGUGCGAGACCUGCGGGAGUGCAUGGAUACCUACCUGUGGGAGAUGACCAGUGGAGUGGAGGAGAUUCCUCCAGGGAUCCUCAACAAGGAGCACAUCAUCUUUGGAAACAUGCAAGACCUUUAUGAAUUCCACCAUAACAUCUUCCUCAAAGAGUUGGAGAAAUAUGAGCAGCUACCAGAGGAUGUUGGGCAUUGCUUCGUCACAUGGGCCGAUAAGUUCCAGAUGUAUGUGAACUACUGUAAGAACAAGCCGGACUCCACCCAGCUCAUACUGGAGCAUGCUGGCAACUACUUUGAUGAAAUUCAACAGAGGCACCGACUGGCCAACUCCAUCUCAUCCUAUCUGAUCAAGCCAGUGCAGAGAAUCACCAAGUAUCAGCUCCUGCUGAAGGAGCUGUUGACGUGCUGUGAAGAAGGUAAAGGAGAGAUCAAGGACGGCCUGGAGGUGAUGCUCAGUGUUCCCAAGAAAGCCAACGAUGCCAUGCACCUCUCAAUGCUGGAAGGUUUCGAUGAAAACAUCGAGUCGCAGGGCGAGCUCAUUCUCCAGGAUUCAUUCCAGGUCUGGGAUCCAAAGACUCUGAUCCGAAAGGGACGAGAGCGCCACCUCUUCCUCUUUGAGAUGUCUCUUGUUUUCAGCAAGGAGGUCAAAGACUCAAAUGGCCGGAGCAAAUACAUCUAUAAGAGCAAACUCUUUACAUCAGAGUUGGGGGUGACUGAACACGUUGAAGGAGACCCCUGUAAGUUUGCUCUAUGGGUGGGACGCACCCCGACCUCUGACAACAAGAUUGUACUCAAGCUAAGUCAGGGAUCCAAACAUGGAGCCAUGGCAUCCAGCAUUGAGAACAAGCAAGACUGGAUCAAACACAUCAGAGAGGUGAUCCAAGAGCGCACCAUUCACCUGAGAGGAGCACUUAAAGAACCCAUUCAUAUUCCCAAAACAGCCACCACCAAGCACCACAAGGGACGAAGGGAUGGAGAGGACCUGGACAGUCAGGGUGAAGGCAGCAGCCAACCAGACACCAUCUCUCUGGCAUCACGCACCUCUCAGAACACACUGGACAGCGACAAGCUCUCCGGCGGCUGUGAGCUGACUGUGGUCAUACAUGACUUUAUGGCCAGCAACAGCAACGAGCUGACGGUGCGGCGGGGUCAGACGGUGGAGGUUCUGGAGCGCUGUCACGACAAACCAGACUGGUGCCUGGUCAGGACCACAGACCGCUCUCCUGCCCAGGAGGGCCUGGUGCCCUGCUCUAUGCUCUGCAUCGCCCAUUCCAGGUCCUCCAUGGAGAUGGAAGGCAUCUUCAAUCACAAAGCUCUGUAUUUCACAGACACACUGUCAGUGUGCAGCAAUGACUCCAUCAUGCCAGGUUCCUCUGCUACGCUGCAGCCCGGUCACGGCAUCGGCUCCCACACCUCCCCGGGUCCUAAACGACCAGGUAACACGCUACGGAAGUGGCUGACCAGCCCGGUGCGACGGCUAAGCAGCGGUAAAGCAGACGGCCACGUGAAGAAGCUGGCCCACAAGCACAAGAAGAGCCGCGAGGUGAGGAAGAGCGGCGAGAUGACGAUAGGCUCUCAGAAAGACUCGGACGACAGUGCAGCUACACCUCAGGAUGAAACUUUGGAGGAGAGGGUUCGUAACGAGGGCCUGUCGAGCGGUACGCUGUCCAAGUCCAGUUCUUCGGGAAUGCAGAGCUGCGGUGAGGAGGAGGGCGAGGAGGGCGCAGACUCAGUACCUCUGCCUCCACCUAUGGCCAUCCAGCAGCAUAGCUUGCUGCAGCCAGACUCACAGGAUGACAAGACUUCUUCUCGUCUGUCGGUCCGCCCGUCCAGUUCAGAAACGCCCAGUGCCGCUGAGCUGGUGAGCGCCAUCGAGGAGCUAGUCAAAAGCAAGAUGGCUCUGGAGGACAGACCCAGCUCUCUGUCUGUAGAACAAGGAGACAGCAGCUCUCCCUCUUUCAACCCCUCUGACAACUCCCUCCUCUCCUCUUCCUCCCCCAUGGAAGAAAUGGACGAACGCAGGGCCAGUAUCCUCAAAAAAAGACAUUUCAUUCUGCUGGAGUUGGUGGAGACGGAGAGAGAUUACGUCAGAGACCUCGGCCUGGUGGUGGAGGGCUACAUGAGCAGAAUGAAGGAGGAGGGUGUCCCUGAUGAUAUGAAGGGAAAAGACAAAAUUGUGUUUGGCAACAUCCAUCAGAUCUACGACUGGCACAAAGAUUUCUUCCUCAGGGAGUUGGAGAAGUGUUUGGAGGACCCUGACAGACUGGGACCACUCUUUCUCAAACAGGAACGGAGACUAAACAUGUACGUAGUGUACUGUCAGAACAAGCCCAAGUCAGAGCACAUCGUGUCCGAGUAUAUCGACACCUACUUUGAGGACCUGAAGCAGCGGCUGGGACACAGACUGCAGAUCACAGACCUGCUCAUCAAGCCAGUCCAGAGGAUCAUGAAGUACCAGCUGCUGCUCAAGGAUUUCCUGAAACACUCUAAAAAGGCCGGGCUCGAGUCUCCAGAUUUGGAAAAAGCAGUGGAGGUCAUGUGUAUUGUUCCAAAAAGGUGUAACGACAUGAUGAAUGUUGGCCGGCUUCAAGGAUUUGAUGGGAAGAUUGUGGCUCAGGGCCGCCUUUUGCUGCAGGACACAUUCAUGGUGUCCGACCCCGACGGUGGUCUGCUCGGUCGGAUGAAGGAGAGGAGGGUCUUCCUGUUUGAGCAGCUUGUCAUCUUCAGUGAGCCCCUGGACAAAAAGAAAGGGUUCUCUCUGCCAGGCUUCCUCUAUAAGAACAGCAUCAAGAUAAGCUGUUUGGGUUUGGAGGAGAAUGUAGAAGGUGAUCCCUGUAAGUUCAUUCUCACUUCUCGGUCAGCCAGCGGCGCCGUGGAGUCCUUUGUGCUUCACUCCUCCCAUCCAGGGGUGCGUGAGGUCUGGACCCUUCAGAUCAGCCAAAUACUCGAGAGCCAACGCAACUUCCUCAAUGCUCUGACCUCACCAAUAGAGUAUCAGAGGAACCAUGUAGGGGCAAGCAGUGCACCCAGCAUCGGAGCUCCAGGUGGGGGCAACAGCGGUUCUAGUGCAGCCCCUGGAGGUGGAGGUGGAAGCUCCCAGAGUAGCUCCAUCCCUUCGGGACCCCAGGGUGGCUCUCGUCGGCCGUCCAGGAUCCCGCAACCCUCCCGCCUGCCCCAACCCCUACGUCACCACCCCGGGGCCGACCCGGAUGGCUCCAAUAAGAUGUCAGGUUUGUCCCCUCGUCCUGUCCCUCCUCCUCUGCUCCCUGUGGGGGGCAGCCCGCAGGGCAAGCGCCCUAUCCACACCACAGAGGACCAAGCUUAUACCCCCAUCCCACGUGCUACCGUUGGGCCUCUGCCCUCCACACCCACUUCUAAACCACGGCCAGGAGCCGUGUCUCCCAUGGCCUCCCCCAUGGCCACUCCCGCCUUUGGCAAGGACACUCUCCCCCCUCCCCCUCCCAGUCCAGGCCAAAACCAAAAGUCUGGAUCUGGAUUCUGGAGCUCAAUGCCGGGCUCUCCAGCCAGCCGGCCUGGCUCAUUCACCUUUCCGGGAGAGGCAGGAGAGACUCCGGUGCGACAAAGCUCAAAUCAGAGCCAAACCCACAGACAUUCCACGCACAGCAAGGAGGCCGACCGCAUGAGUACGUGCUCAUCGGCCAGCGAGCAGUCCAUCCAGUCCACCCAGAGUAACGGGAGUGAAAGUAGCAGCAGCAGUAGCGUAUCCACCAUGUUGGUGACCCAGGACUACACGGCUGUGAAGGAGGAUGAGAUCAGCGUCAUUCAGGGCGAGGUGGUCCAGAUCUUGGCCAGCAACCAGCAAAACAUGUUCCUGGUGUUCAGAGCAGCCACCGAGCAGGGCCCCGCCGCCGAGGGCUGGAUCCCCGGAUUUGUGCUGGGACACACGUCGACCAUUGUCCCCGACUGUCCCGAGGGAUCCAUCAAGAAGUCUUCAUCCUGGCACACGUCCCUGCGUAUUCGCAAGAAGUCUGAGAAAAAGGAGAAGGAGGCAAAGAAGGAGACCAAGCUGGAAAACGGUUACAGGAAGUCCAGAGAUGGCCUGGCCAAUAAAGUUUCUGUAAAGGUGAGUUUCACUUCACUUCAAGACUCUACAGCGAUGCCUCAAAGUUACCGACUGUUGACAUUUGUUUAUCUUUUUUUCCAGCUUCUAAACCCAAACUACAUCUAUGAUGUUCCCCCUGAGUUCCUUGUACCUCUGAGUGAUGUGACAUGUGACAACGGAGAGAGCGUCACCCUAAGGUGUAAGGUUUGUGGGCGACCCCGGGCUACAGUCAGCUGGAAAGGGCCCAACCAGAGCAACCUCACUAACAACGGACACUUCAGCAUCGCCUACAGUGAUACGGGUGAAGCGACUCUGCGGAUAAUCGGCGUAGCCUCUGAGGACGAUGGCGUUUACACGUGUGUUGCCACCAACGAGCUGGGCAGUGUGACAUCAUCAGCUAGCCUCAGAGUGUUGGCCGUGUCCACUGACGGGGUCCGAGUGAGCUGGAAGGAUAACUUUGAGUCUCACUACACUGAGGUGGUUGAACUGGGAAGGGGUCGUUUCUCUGUCGUCAAGCGCUGCGACCACCGGGGCACCAAACGCACGGUGGCUGUGAAACACGUCAACAAGAAGCUGAUGAGGAGAGACAGAGUGACCCAGGAGCUCAAUCUGCUCCAGAGACUCCAGCACCCACACAUAGUCACCCUGAUUGACACCUACGAAACUCCCAGCAGCUACGCGUUAGUCCUGGAGAUGGCCGACCAAGGCCGUCUGCUGGACUACAUCGUGAGCUGGGGGAAUCUGACUGAGGAGAAGGUGGCCUGCUACUUGAGGAACGUUUUAGAAGCUUUACACUACUUACACAACUGCAGAAUAGCACACUUGGACAUAAAACCUGAGAACCUGCUGGUGUCCCACACCGCCAGCGGCCAGCCAAUAGUCAAGCUCACAGACUUCGGUGAUGCUGUGCAGCUCAACAGCGCCCACUAUGUUCACCCUCUGCUGGGCAGCCCUGAGUUCGCCUCCCCAGAGCUGGUCCUCGGAGAGCCUGUGUCGCUGACCUCUGACCUGUGGAGUCUGGGCGUGGUCACCUACGUGCUGCUGAGCGGCGCCUCCCCCUUUCUCGACGAGAGCGCAGAGGAGACCUGCCUGAACAUCUGCCGGCUGGACUUCAGCUUCCCCAGGGAUUACUUCCAGGGCGUCAGCCAGGCGGCCCGGGACUUCGUCUGCCUGCUUCUGAAGACCGACCCAGGCAGAAGGCCCCCGGCCGGCCUCUGCCUCCAGGAGCCGUGGCUGCAGGCUGGCCAAGGCGACGGCCGGGCAGAGGGCUGCUUGGACACCUCCCGCCUCAUUUCUUUCAUUGACAGGAGAAAACAUCAGACCGAUGCCCGGCCCAUCGGAGGGGUCAGGAGCUUCAUUCACGGUCGCCUUCAGCCUCGGGUUUGAGCAGCUCUCAGCCUCAGCGCUCCGACCACAGCAGGAGACGCUGCUCAGUUUGGGGUCCAGCGCUGAGGCUGAAGAGUCUCUUUAUGGUCUCGAUGUAAAAAGGAGAAAAAAAUGAAAGCUGAUCUCAUCCUCUUUCACAGAUUUUCCACUAAAUAAAAUCCUGUUAUCCUUUUAGGUUGUUUAUUUGAGACCUGCUGAGGUCUUAAGCCAAUCGGAGCCCUAGAGAACUGAGUUCUCACCAAUCAUAAAUGAAUGGAUGCCCUCGUCUACUGCUGCUUGCUGGUUUCGUCUUUUUGUAGUUAAGUGAACAAAAACAGUUUAAAAAAACUAUUAUGAAGUAAGUUAUUUUCCUCUGCGCGAGUUGAAGCUGAUCAGAAGAGCCAAUCGAUCGAGCCUCGACGCCACCGCACGGGCGCAGCUCUUUCAGGAGAAACCGAUGCCAACGGAGCUCGCCACAGAGCAAACCGCCCUCCAGGAACAGACGGUGUGUUUUUGCUCUUUUACCCUUAAACAAUAACUGGGAUACUUUUGAGAAGCAACCCUUUCUUAUAGAAACAGUGUAUAGAAAGGCACAGUAGUGUCUCUGCGAUUCCAAGGAGGAAAAAACAAACACAUCAUUGUAGAAAACGCUCAUAAGUUGAAGAUUCGUGUGCUACUCUGGUCUCUGCAGACACGCGGAAACCGUGACAGAGCUCAUCAGCGGAGACAUUUAUACAUCAGAGCUUCUCGAUGGCUACGCUUACAUUAACGUACCCUAAUCUAAUCUAAGAAUACCAUGAUGACCAUGUCGUGAGUAACAAAUGCUGCACUGUCCAACCCGAGAAGAAACAAUAGACGUUCGUCUUUUUUUUUUCUUUUUUCUUUCCUAGAACAAAACUUGUGUUGCGCAGAUAUGACAUGUUUAAGCCUUACCUUGUAUAGAGACUUCGGCCUUCUUCCCCCUCACGUUCGCAGUGGACUCGAGACUGUUGGAGCCUUCGGUGGCAGCGCUGAAUGUGGAGGCGGCGGAAGAUGAAUUUACUGUAAAUGCACUCAUUGUAUGUUAUGUUUGAUUAUCAUGUGCAAUGUUGCGGCUUUAACAUUUUAUGCAACUAUUUAUGAAAACAUCUGUUGUAUCUGUAAUAAAUCUAGAGAAAAGCAUGUACUUGGUACUGCAAGCACUGCUGGUAGUUUGUGUUUAUUCGAUCGCCGAGUGUUAACGACCGCUCCGGGGCCAGGCCGCGUCAGAGGUCACGAUCUACAAUCAUCACGUUUUGAUCAAAACUAAUUUAACUUUUUUUUUUUUGUACUGUAUGCCUCUGUAGUAUUGGUACACCAAAGUUGCUCUAGCUUUAUAGUACUUAAUAAAGAAAUGGUUUUAUUGUGAUUACGUUUCACUUGAGUUAGGCCAUCCAUGACCAUGUUAAAUGAUUGUUUACACGAGUAAAUGUCAGAGGAACGCUUUUAGUUAACUCUCUUUAUACCUUUAUUAAAAAGGCGGGAGAUUAAAGGACUGAAAUGUACUCUUGGAUGGGAGCUGAAUGCAAGAUUUUACUUACAAAGUGUUGUUUUCACUUUAUGUACAGAUACAUGUUGCCAAAAUAUUUCUUCCAUUUAAAAAAAACAACAACAACAAAACACCUUUAAAUGGUAACUAACCAGUAACUACACAAGAUUGCUAUGGUAACAAUAGCACACAAGUCCAGUAAGGGGUUAUGAUUAAAUCAGCCCCCUAUUAACCUUUUUUUAAUUUAUUUCAAAAGGUGUACACACAGGCCAUUUAAAAACAAGAAAACUGGACUGGAUACCUCAGUUUGGGUUUUUGUUGAUUUUUCUGUUUUUGUCGCUUUGUGUUUUUGUUUUCCCGUUUUUGUUUCAUAAAUUGUUCUUUUGUUGGUUUUUUUUGUUUUGCAUGUAUAUUUCUUUGUACAAAUCAUACAUAUUCUCUCCUGUAAAUAGUGUCAUUUUGCCAUCACUUAUUUGAAAAUUAAACGUAAUGAACACACGG
Messenger RNA from Oreochromis niloticus (Nile tilapia), 11464 nucleotides. RefSeq names its product triple functional domain protein. NCBI's taxonomy places the organism in Eukaryota, Metazoa, Chordata, Actinopteri, Cichliformes, Cichlidae. The transcript is spliced from 62 exons. The record is from RefSeq and is a predicted model, not a curated record. Gene Ontology annotation, molecular function: guanyl-nucleotide exchange factor activity; protein kinase activity; ATP binding. Gene Ontology annotation, biological process: protein phosphorylation; axon guidance. Gene Ontology annotation, cellular component: extrinsic component of membrane; cytoplasm. Bases 16 to 9477 code for a protein of 3153 amino acids.